CUCUCUGAGUCUGUAUGUGUUUGUUUUCUGGAUCCCCAGGCACCAGUGGUGGUGUUGGCGAGCUGCUUCCUGCCCCUCCUUCUCCGGCAGGUGCAAAUAAGCUCAGCAAAGAAGGAUUUCACAGCAACAACCUGGAGAUCCCGCCCAUUCUUUACUUCAUUAGGGAGGUGAGGGGGCAGAGAACAAAUGCACACAACUCAUCCACUGGGACUGCUUCUCCACUUGAAAACAGAUACCAGCGAGAGAGAGAGCGAGAGAGAGACGUUUUUUAUUUCUUUUCCAGUUCCAAGAAUGAUCUACCGUUUGCACCAUUCAGACUGAAAAAGUUGUGCCAAGUAUUCAUCCACUGGAGCACGAGCAGAGCGAGCUGAGAUGGCAGGUCAGCCGAUGGAACUAGCAGCACUAAUCCUGUCUCUUUUGGGCCUAAUAGGUGUCUCGGCCAGCACAGGGAUGCCUAUGUGGCGCGUGACGGCAUUUAUUGGCGAGAACAUCAUUGUGAUGGAGACGCGCUACGAGGGCCUGUGGAUGAACUGUUAUCGACAGGCCAACAUUCGCAUGCAGUGUAAGGUUUACGAUUCGCUGCUGGCACUCACGCCUGAUCUCCAGGCGGCCCGAGGCCUCAUGUGCUGCUCGGUGGCACUGGCUGCCAUUGGCCUGUUCAUCGCCAUCACAGGGAUGAAAUGUACUGCAUGCAUACAAGGAAAUGAGCGAGCCAAACGUAUGGUUCUCAUUGUGGCUGGCUCCCUCAUUAUCCUUGCCUGCAUCUGCUCCCUUAUUCCCGUCUCCUGGACCGGCAAUGUGAUUAUACGAGAUUUCUACAACCCCCUCCUGAUCGACGCCCAGCGAAGGGAGCUUGGCGAGGCGCUCUACAUCGGAUGGGUUUCCUCUGCGUUGCUUUUUGUCGGCGGAUGCAUUUUUGCGUGUUGCGGCGGGUCUGGAAAAGAGAAACGAGCCGACCAGACCCCUCGCUAUGAUUACAAAAGGGAUAUGUCGUACGUGGCGUACCAACCUCAACCACAACAAAUGGCGUAUCAGCCCAGACCUGCAGCCGCCUACAGUUUUGCGUCUAGAGAGCCGUCCUUUAUCCAGACGUCCACUCAACCAUCUAUUGUUCAGACAUCCAGGCAGCAGAGCUUCAUCCAGCCGUCCAGGCAGCAGAGCUUCAUCCAGCCGUCCAGGCAGCAGAGCUUCAUCCAGCCAUCCAGGCAGCAGAGCUUCAUCCAGCCGUCCAGACAGCUGUCGGUUCGUAGUGGUGUUGCCUAUCUGUGAAAAUGACUGGAUAAGCACGAACCAGUGGUUAAAUGAGGACAGAACAGAGAUAUGGUAACCCGAUCCAGCCAAUGUGUGUGUAUAAAUAUAUAUGUAUAAAUAUGUAUAUCCUUGUUUACUGCUGCUUACUUGGACUAACCUCACUUGACAAUACUGUUCUGAUGUUUCAUGUGAAAUGAUCUUAUUGUACGUAGCUCAUAUUUGAAAAAUCAUCACGAAUCAAUGUCUAGAUAUUCUCAUAAAAGCCUGUUUGAGUUACAGAUUCUAUGUUUUUGAUGCAUGUGACUACAUCAUGCGCCCCCCCCCCCCAAAUUAACGUUUUUAGCACUUUUUUUUUGUAUUUACGAGGGAUGUGUUUAGAAGGUGAGUGAGGCAAGUUGCUCGCAUGCAAUUAUGAUUACCAAAUCAUUUGUCGCUUUGUGUACUCCAGCGUCUCGGUGAUCCGCGUGCCCGGAGGCUCCUGUGUGAAAUUUAAGCCAAUGAGCAUACAUUGUCUCAAAUUCUUUAACCAGACACACCCUUUACAUCCACAGCAACCGUACAACUGAAGCAGAAAAAGGAGAACAAGGAUAUAAUAAACCUUCACUGGUAUUGUACUGUACAAAGACAUUUUUUUUAAUGGCAAGAGUACAGGCUUGACAAUUCCAAUGAAAUAAUAUAAGAAGAACUAUCACAUACAAAUCUCUUUUUUUUUUUUUACAGAGAUGUUUAUAACAAAGGUUUAUAUCUAACCAUUUAUUCAUGAAUAUCUCUGAUGGCCAAAACUGUCUUUGGUACAUGUAAUUAUGUACUUAUUACUUAUGUAUUUCCACGUUAUGUCUUCUGAUGAUAUAUUCACCAACUAUUCAAGGAAACGGACCAUUUUAGGACGAGCGCCAGCUCAAGCCAUCAUACUUAACCUUCGUAUUGUUUUUCCUAAAUCAUUCAAAAAAAUGUUAUCAGAUGAAAACUGUGUAUAAAUAUAUUGUAGACCAGUGCUGUGUAAAUAUCUCUUCGUAAAUACACCAGAACUUAUAGGAACCAUGUCAUUAUUUGGUGCAGUAAAGUUUAAAGUCAUUAGAUUAUGGAUUUCGUAACCCUUGCUUGAUUUUGUGGCUCAAGGGCGGGUGGGGGUGAUGGUGGUAAUGCUAAGGUUGUUUGCUUACUACUGAGUUACUGAUUCCAUCAAAGGAAUAUAAAAUUGAGAGAAAUGGUUAAUUUAUUAUAUUUAUUAAUCCCUGUAAGGAAGUAAAGGCAGACAAAGGAGACAAAGACUGUAAACAUUCGAAAUUCAAGGGAAAUUCAAGAUUUGCAUGAGUUUGCAUAUUUCUGAAGCGAAGGCAAAUGAGGAAGAGGCGGACCUGUCCAAUGGCUCAGGGAUUUAUGCUCAAAGAGCGGCAGUUUAUUAGGUGCGUCUACCAUAUGGGUCACUUUGUAGGUUUUUAAAAAAAAAAAUUUAAACAAUAUCAAUCUUCAGAACAUUAUCAGUAUACAAAAACAAAUAAUGUAAUGUCAGUUCAUAUUUGUUUAAGGAGCACUUGUAAUAUAAAUAUCCUGAUAUAGUCCCAUCCAUCCAUCAUCUGGAUGGGUUGUGGGGAGCAUGGGGUGCAGGGCUGGUGACACCCUGGACACACCCAUUCAUACACUAUGGACAUGCCAAUCAGCCUACAGUGCAUGUCCUUGGACUGGGGGAGGAAACCGGAGUACCCGGAGAAAACCCCUGAAGCACCUGCAAGCUCCGUGCACACAGGACCCUGGUAGGAAUUGAACCCUCAACCCUGGAGGUGUGAGGUGAAUGUGCUAACCACUAAAUAAUAUAGUCCCAUAGAACAUAAAUACUGAUAUAAUCAGUAUAAGUAUCCAACUGUAAUUCAAAUUAAUUUGUAACUGUAACAUAUUGAUAUUGCCAUGGUUACGUUUGGUAUAGACUAAGGUGAUAUUGCAAAGCUUACAUUUGUACUGCACUAAAAUGAUGUCACCAAGGUUACCUUAGGCUUACACUAAAAUGGUGUUGCCAUGGUUACGUUUGAAUUAUACUAAAAUUAUAUUGCCAUGG
Ictalurus punctatus (channel catfish) is the source of this 3304-nucleotide messenger RNA. RefSeq names its product claudin 8.1 (gene cldn8.1). The transcript has a single exon. Gene Ontology annotation, cellular component: bicellular tight junction; plasma membrane. Gene Ontology annotation, biological process: cell adhesion; bicellular tight junction assembly. Bases 373 to 1269 code for a protein of 298 amino acids. Lineage: Eukaryota; Metazoa; Chordata; Actinopteri; Siluriformes; Ictaluridae. The record is from RefSeq and is a predicted model, not a curated record. Gene Ontology annotation, molecular function: structural molecule activity.